CGUGCAGAGUCGUUGAGCGCGCCAUUUCCCCUUGAUGUGAAUUUUCCUCCUGCUGGAGAGAGAGGAGAAAAACAACUGAGGACCACGGAGGAGGCGCUGAAGGAGGCAGAACAACUGGGCACUCGCGGGAAGACUGGAGGCACAAGUUGGACCGCAAAGAAGAAGAAACCGCUGACGUGCUGGAAGAAAAUUUCCGUCUACUUUGAGAAGAAGUGUCCGGAAUUUAUCCUCCUGCGUGAAUAAUAAUUUGAGGGUUUUACAUUUUGCUGCAUAAAAGGACACAGCACCAUGACGACAGAGAUGCAAGAGAUAGCCAUCACUGAGGACAAGCCUCUUCUUACAGGCCAGGCCGACUCCACCAAGGAGGCUGAACUGGCAGCGAGGAUACUCCUGGAUCAAGGACAAGAGCAUCGGGUGGAGACGCCGCAUGGUAUUCUGCACGUGACCAUCCACGGGUCGAGGACCAGUCGCAGACCUGCUAUCCUCACCUUCCAUGAUGCGGGUCUGGAGAGUAAGAGCUGCUUCUCCACUCUGUUCAAGUUUGAGGAAAUGCAGGAAAUUGUGAAGAACUUCACACUGAUUCACAUUGAUGGCCCAGGACAGGAGGAGGGAGCCUCCGCGUACCCUGCAGGUUAUCAGUAUCCCUCCAUGGAGACCAUCGCUGAGAUGAUCCCUGCUGUCCUCACCUUCUUCAAUUUCCGUACUGUGAUCGGAGUAGGUGUGGGUGCCGGGGCAUACAUCCUCUCUAAGUUCACGCUUGCAAACCCGGAUUCUGUUGAAGGACUGGUUCUGAUCAACAUUGACACUAAUGCCCGAGGGUGGAUGGACUGGGCUGCUCAAAAGCUCAGCUCAGUAACGUCCUCCCUCACGGAGCAGCUCCUGUCUCACCUCUUCAGCCAGGAGGAGCUGUCAUCAAACACAGAACUAGUCCAGACUCACAGAGACCGUAUCUACAAAGCUUCAAACCAGAUCAACAUAGAACUCUUCUGGAAGAACUACCUGAACCGUAGAGAUCUGAACAUCGAGCGCAACAGCACGUUCAAGUGUCCAGUCAUGCUGGUGGUCGGUGACCAGGCUCCUUAUGAGGACGCAGCAGUGGAGUGCAACAGCAAGCUCGACCCAACAACGACCUCAUUCCUCAAGAUGGCCGAUGCUGGGGGACUUCCACAGCUCACUCAGCCGGCCAAACUAACGGAAGCCUUUAAGUAUUUCAUCCAGGGAAUGGGCUACAUGGCGUCCUCUUGCAUGACCCGGCUCUCUCGCUCUCGCACCACCUCUCUCUCUUCCUCAUACUCCAUGGAUGGCUCCCGCUCUCGCUCCCGCACCCUGUCUCAGGGCUCGCAGGGCGGCCAGAUGCCCCCAAGUCCAUCCCAGACCAUGGAGGUCUCCUGCUGAAGAAUCGGAUGAAGCGCGAGUGCAACUGCAGAUGAAUUGAAGUUCUUAUUUCUCACUAACCGCCUCCCAUCGUCCCCCUAAUGCUCAGAAUAGAAAUAGAGAUUGAUAAAUAGAGGGAGGAAGGGAUGGGAACAAGUCCUCACCCAGAGUUUUGCACCAAGUCCCCACCCUUACAUCCCCCUAGAAUGGCUGUGAAUGAAGCAGAUUUAGAACGCGAGAAGAGAUUAAUAAAAAGCGGGGUUCGGGCUAAAGAAGUGCCCUCUCUCCCUCCCUCUAGCUAAUAGAGUCCUUUAUUUUAGAUCCAUUAUGUGAUCUAUAGUGAUUACUACUUGUAAUAAUUCUAAAUCCUGUAUUGUUGUUGAUGCUGGUGAUGAAUAAUGAAAUGAUCGUGUCAUAGAGAGUAGUAACAACUAUCUCUUUAUUACACCACACGUUUAAAACAAUCUAGAUAUAAAGAUACACUAUACUAGCAGAGAUACUUAUAAUACUGUGUGUAUAUUAGUUUGUAGUGUGGUUUUAAUUACUUCGAUGAGUUUCUACUUCAUAUUUGUUACCUGCCUCAGUGAGUGACUCAUCAGUCACGAGCAGUCAGAGCCAUUAGGCACGAAACCAAAAUACACCGCCAGUACUGUUGUUUUCACUCCCGUCUUUAUGGAGAUCACAGUGGUUGUGUUGCUGAAGUUAGUGGUGUCAUGGCACACGGCUCACGUCCUGUCGGCUCUGCCGUUAUUUAUGGCCCGUCUCAUGAUUUUAUUAUGCUAAUUAUUUGAUGCACUUGUAACGAUAAUUUUUAAAUCAAAUGUGCGUUACCAAUCAUGAGUUCAGAAAAAUUUGAAGAGUGUGAAGUCUGUUUUGCAGCCUAUUUUUUAUUUUUAAUUUUGUACCAUGUGAUUGAGUAUUCUGCUCAGAGGUGUUGUUGAAAUCCAAGCAACGGGCUAAAAACCUGAGCUUCAGGGCUCACCUCCCAGAAUACCUAAAUAAAACAGUAUUACCCUGGUUUCAUCUUGAUUCCAAAAGGCUUCCAAGCUCUUAAUCUGAGGCCACAUUUCGCCAGGUGUGAGGACCUGGAUGAGAACCUACAUGAACGCUCAAGAUGAGAACAUUAAGUUGACCAGGUUGACCUCACAUGCGCCACUUUAGACUCGACUGGUCGUCUGGUUCCUUUAAAAAUCCUGCACCUCAAACACAUUCAUGAUGGAGUGAAAACAAACAUGCUGCACCCUUAUUUUGGUGGUGGUUCUUAGCUUUUAGCUCCCUGAUGUGCUGAGUACGUCUUCCAGAAUCCCUGUCUUUACUGUUUGUUUCCCCAGUUUGGUUGAUAAAAAUGAGAUUUUAUUAUUUGGAGCAGUUGGAUGCUUGCUGGUUUAUUUGUGUUGCAACUGUGGGUGUGUGCGCUGCCCUGCGCCCUGUGUAUAGAUAGUCAACACCAGUUGCACAUAUACAAGUGCUUCCAAUGUUUCUGCCACAUCCCUUCUUGGUAUCCACACUGGUGUUCUGUGGAUUCACGUGCAGCGUGGCAGGAAACCCUCACUGUGUUCAUCGUCUGGGCGGUAACCUCAAAGCCUUGCCCACGCAUGAAUACCUCCCAACACACGCAACAAUGAUACUUGAGUUCACACAGAAAACACACAUCGUUUUGUUUGCAUGUGACUGUCCCAGUGUUUGUGUGUUAAAGGGAAUUAAACAUGAGAUGGUUUCGCUUCAGAAAGCCUGAAUUUAGCUGUGAGCCCAACAGCUCUGACUCAUGGAUGACAAUGAACCAGCCUUUUCACUGCCACCACAUGCUGGGAAGAAGCUACUAGAUUACAUGCUCCAAAAUCUCAGAUGUGUUUGUUUAAACUGCCAAAAACUGGUGGCCAAAUAUUUGAUAUUGACUAAAUGAAAUUGUCCAAAAUGUAUUAGCAAAUACUUCUGUGAGAUGAAAGCCAACCACUGCCCUGGAUGAGACCAUCAGAGUGAUGUUGCAUUAAAAAAAAUAAUCAUGAUAAAAUAAACAAACACCCCUGAAGUUAGAAAGAUGCUGUGAUGUUGACGUCGUUGUGAGUAUUGGAGACAAAAUGAAGUGAAAGCUCAAUCUUAAGAAUGAGGGAGGAAAGAAAGUGAAAGAAGGAUCUUGGAAGUGCCGUGUUUGCUACUGGUGAUGUGGUGACACCAAGUGGAGCCGCCCACGCAAGGAUGCGAUGAAGUUAUUGCCAAAUAAAGAGGAGCGUUUCGCGAGGAGUCGAGCUGUGUGGUGCGAUUGUAACCGCUCGGCCAUUUUGUCUUUUGAUCCCUCUUUUUUUCCUUGUUUAUGUUUCACCUUUCGGUUGAUAUCUCUGUAAAGUGUUAAUUCGACGUCCUGAUGUGUUCAUGAGUUAGUUAAUAACGUGAUCAUGUGUGUUAAUGUGUAACUUUUAUUUCUUCUAGUAUUAGCACUGAUAAGGGAGAAUAUUAUUAACUAUCGAUUGAAAAAAAGAAAAAAAGAAGCGCAAUCAAGUUUGUGUGGCUAAUUUCUCUGUAACACAUUUAAUAAUCUUAAAAGGUAAAUAUUAAUAAAAAUAUCAAAGGAA
Molecule: messenger RNA, 3944 nt
Organism: Synchiropus splendidus (mandarinfish)
Lineage: Eukaryota; Metazoa; Chordata; Actinopteri; Syngnathiformes; Callionymidae
Gene: ndrg2
Product: NDRG family member 2
Exons: 16
Coding region: 289-1395 (368 amino acids)
Biological process (GO): signal transduction
Cellular component (GO): cytoplasm
Source: RefSeq, a predicted model, not a curated record